GAUGUGGUACAGUUGAGGAGGGUAUUGGUUUAGGGGGGUGGUGGGGUGGGUAGGGAGCUUUGAGCUUGAGCUUUGGCUUCUCCUUCCUCUUCAAAAACUACCAUUACCUAUUCAAAAACAAAUCAUUACAAAUUUCUCACACUUACAAUUCUUUCUUUCACAAAAAGCUCUCACAAAAACCACUCAAACAUAAUUUUCCAUUCUCUUCAAGUGCUUAUUGCACAUCUUUUACAUAAUUCACACCAUGCUCAUUUUCUUGAAAGAACUCAUCUACAUUGUUCCUACUUUUUUCAACACCAAAAAUCAAUGAACUCCCUUUCUUCAUCCAUUCAUUUCUUGAAAACUUCAUUCCCAAAAUACCCUCUUCAGCUUUCUUGAAUUCCACCAUUUCCCUUGUUGAUUUCACUUCUUUUGCAGAUCUAUUGAAACCCCAUUUCAAGAAAACAUGGUGGCUGAGCCUUGGUGUUUAAGGAUGGGCAAUCAAGUAAGUACAAAUGUGAAAAGACAACAUUCUUUACUCAAACAAGGACAACAAGAGAAGCAAAUUAUAGGUAUAUUGUCAUUUGAAGUAGCUAAUAUGAUGUCAAAGAUUAUUCAUUUACAUAAAUCUUUAACUGAUAGUGAGAUUAUUAAGGUUAAAAAUGAGAUCUUUAAGUCUGUUGGAGUGAAGGUUUUAGUUUCUGAUGAUGAAGAUAAGCUUCUUGAAUUAGUACUUGUUGAAAAACUUGAUGAUUUGAAUAGGGUUGCUAGUGUUGUGUCUAGGCUUGGUAAGAAAUGUAGUAUUCCUGCCUUGCAAGGUUUUGAGCAUGUUUAUGGUGAUGUUGUUUGUGGGGUUAUUGAUGUGAAGGAUUUGGGAUUUUUGGUUAAAGAUAUGGAAGGGAUGGUUAGGAAAAUGGAGAGGUAUGUGAAUACUACAGCUAGUUUGUAUUGUGAGAUGGCAGUUUUGAAUGAAUUGGAAGUGGCAACAAAGAAGUUUCAGCAGAAUCAGCAUGAGGAGAGUAGGAAGGCAUUUGAGCAAAAGUUGGCUUGGCAGAAACAAGAUGUGAGGCAUUUAGAAGAUGUUUCACUUUGGAAUCAAACUUAUGAUAAAGUUGUUGAACUGUUGGCUAGGACUGUUUGUACAGUCUAUGCUAGGAUUACUGCGGUUUUUGGCAAUGCUAAGAGAGAAGGAUUCAGUGAGAAGUCUGGUGUAAUUGUUGCAGAUAGCAAGGUUGAAGUCAUGGAUGGUGAAUUCAAGAAGCCUGUUUUAAGGAAUAGCAAUGGAAUCUAUCGGUCAGGGUCAAUUGAGAGAGGGGUGUCGGGAAAGAGGAGCAUGAGCCAUAACGCUCAAACUAAGGUUGGAAGAAAUGAAGGGAGCUUAUUUGGUAGUGAGAAUUUCAGUUUUGCUUGUGGAAUGGGACCUGGGAGGCUAUUCAUGGAAUGUCUAAGCUUUAGUUCUGGUUCAAAAAUGGAUUUCGACAAUGAUCUUGGGACUGAUGACAGAAGUAGUCAGAGAUCUGGAUGUUGUAGUGUUUCAAGUGGCACGAAGAGGGAGCAAUCUAGCAUUUCAGGUUCAUUUAAUAGGUCACCUGGUAGUGUCCGUUUCACCGGGGAUGCUAGACAACUAAAGAGUUGUGUGUCUGAUGCUGCAAAACAUGGUCCCAAAAGUAGGAUAACGUUGUAUGCUCCUCCCACAACAGUUGGCGGCUCUGCUUUAGCCCUGCAUUAUGCAAAUGUGAUAAUCGUCGUAGAAAAGCUGCUCCAGUACCCACAUCUGGUUGGUGACGAGGGGAGAGAUGAUCUAUAUCAAAUGUUACCGACAAGCUUAAGGAAGACGUUGAAGGCUAGUCUGAGAUCUUAUAUGAAAGGUUUAGCCAUAUAUGAUGCCCCUCUUGCGCAUGAUUGGAAAGAGAGGCUUGAAGAGAUACUCAAAUGGCUUGCGCCUUUAGCACAUAAUAUGAUCAGGUGGCAAAGCGAGCGAAAUUUUGAGCAGCAGCAGAUUGUUAAGAGAACUAACGUUCUCCUGCUUCAGACAUUGUAUUUUGCCGAUUGUCAGAAGAUGGAGGCAGUAAUUUGUGAGCUGCUUAUUGGAUUAAACUACAUAUGCCGGUUUGAGCAACAGCAAAAUGCUUUGUUGGACUGUAACAGCAGCAUUGAUUUUGAAGAUUGUAUGGAGUGGCAACUGCAAUUCGGAGGUUCUUUUCAUUCUUGAUCACAUUGUUAACAUUGGAGCGCUUAGUGUGGUAAUUUUUUAAUUUGAUCCGUUUGUACGAUAGUUUAGAAUAUAGUUUGACACGAUAUCAACAUCAAAGAUCCAGACACUACCUGAAUGUCUGGCUCUCUGAAGUUGAUCAUUUAGAUAUUUCAUCGCAACUUAUUGAAAAGUAAGUACUUCAAAGAGUACAUAUUUGUGCACCUCCACUUAGUUGCAGUUUAAGUUGUAUAUGUUUUUCGUCUUCAGAAUAGACGUCAUUAUUUGUUAUCCAUUUCUAUCGUUAGGUUGACA
Capsicum annuum is the source of this 2485-nucleotide messenger RNA. RefSeq lists its product as uncharacterized. Bases 446 to 2191 code for a protein of 581 amino acids. The transcript has a single exon. The record is from RefSeq and is a predicted model, not a curated record. NCBI's taxonomy places the organism in Eukaryota, Viridiplantae, Streptophyta, Magnoliopsida, Solanales, Solanaceae. Gene Ontology annotation, biological process: positive regulation of growth.